AUGCCAUCGACCCCUCAACAGCUACCCUAUUUAAUCGCUUUACUAACUAUAGUAUUUGUUUUUGUUCGAUUAGGUGAUGCUCAAUUUUUCGUGAAGAAAUUUACUGAGGAGCAAUGUAAGGCAACACCUUGUCUAAAUGGUGGUCGAUGUGUGCCCGGAAAGGCGAAUUGUCAAUGCGAGCGAGGAUGGAUGGGAAAAUGGUGUCAUCGAAAAUGCCGAGACGUCUACAAGAGUUGCGAUCGAUGGGCGGUUGAAGGGAAAUGUAACACCGUGUUGGCACAAACAAACUUCUUUGAGGUGAACUGUGCAAUUGCCUGUAAAUUGUGUACGCCGGAUGUGAGUCAGUCGCUUCCAGCAGUCCCACUUCCGCCAGCGCUUGAGCCUCUGCAGUUUAUGAUUGGAAAAUGGUAUUCACAGGCGGCUAAAGGACUACGAUUUCCCACCGAUUUCUAUGCAAACGAGUAUGAGGAGAUUUUGGAAAUUUGGCCAUCCGAGACACCAAUGUUCGGACCUCCAUCAUUGAAUUUAACUAGCCGUUGUUGGGUUGGUAAUGACACGAGAUUGAUGCACGGUUUUAUCACAUUAAAACCAAACACUUUUCCACCAGAGGCCGCUAUUUUAUCAACGAGUAAUGAAGGAUUAAACAUGAUUGAGUUGGGAAAGAUCAAGAAUCAAGUACUGACAUUGAAUGUUUCGUAUAUGCAAGUGCAUCCGACAAUGGACAGUAAUGUGCUCCCGUUAGGGGCAACGAGACGUUUCCGAAAAGUGGGUUCUCUCUUGGAGAUGACUGUCGCUAAAUUAUUCGCUUCGAAUCGAAUCUCGCAAUUUAAAAAAAUGUUCAAGAAAGUUAUGGAUUUUAAAUUU
Messenger RNA from Mesorhabditis belari, 864 nucleotides. The record is from the annotation of a GenBank genome assembly. Lineage: Eukaryota; Metazoa; Nematoda; Chromadorea; Rhabditida; Rhabditidae.